This is a messenger RNA of Drosophila teissieri, 2247 nucleotides long. RefSeq names its product glucose-induced degradation protein 8 homolog. Gene Ontology annotation, cellular component: cytoplasm; nucleus. Gene Ontology annotation, molecular function: protein binding. The transcript has 3 exons. The record is from RefSeq and is a predicted model, not a curated record. Gene Ontology annotation, biological process: proteasome-mediated ubiquitin-dependent protein catabolic process. Lineage: Eukaryota; Metazoa; Arthropoda; Insecta; Diptera; Drosophilidae. The coding region runs from base 1394 to 2110 and encodes 238 amino acids.
AACGUUAGAUAUGAUAACUUUAAGGAGCAGCGAAUAAUUGUUUAUUAUAAUAUGAUUGAUAAGAGAACAUAAAUAUAUGAACCUAUUCUGCUGAAUAAUGCAAGCUCCCAUAUUUGACCCAUUUUGGGCGAACUUAUCCCACAGUGCAGAACUUUGGUUGCAGUUGUUGCGCUGGAAGGCGUCGCACUUCCGCUCUUACGGCGAUUCCUGCGCGCCUGUGCCGCAUUUUCCAAAGCGCCCACACAAAUGACGCCGCACGGCUUGCAGCGCAGCUGCAUCCGCUUCCGGGGGCGGUGGUGGGAAGCUGUCGUUGGCGGGGGCGUGGCCACGGCACAGACUGCUGCCAACAAAAGCAGGCGACCAGGAGCGUCCAGAAGGGUCAAAGGGUCUGUGCUCCAUGUUCGGCGUAUGCCAUAGGGUGGCUUCACUGUUCCUGGAACUGGUUGCAACCCCCAAAACGAGUGCAAUCUCCGCACUGGAAGCGAGCUGCAGACUGGAAGGCGCCAAGCGGGAUACACAUUAAUGCGGAGGAGUAGCUGCCAUCCAGGUCCCUGCAGCUCCUGGGACCAGAGUAGUGUUCCAGCAGGCGCCAAAGGCAGCGCUCGCUACGCGGCCGUUUUUGGUCCAAUUGGUUUGGCUUAAGCCGAUUGUUGCCAAAAAAAAAAAAGAAAGAAACUGCACAGAUAUCAGCUAGCCAUUGCUAGCCAACCGAACAAUACAAAAGUACAUUUUUCCAUAUUCCAUUGUAUUGCAAAAGCAUUUCACCCUUCUUCGUUUUCAGCAGGUGAAAUUUUUGCACAACAUUUUUGAUUGACAACGAAAGCAGCAACAAAAACAACAACAGGUGGGUUCUAACACUGUGCGAAUAAAUAAAUAACAAAUAUGUACAAUGAAAAACAGCCAAGACGGCCCAAACACACACGGCGCUCGGCAAAAAUAUUUACGAAAGUGAUAUAUUUGUGAAGAGAAAGCCUUCCUGCUAUUUUUGGCAAUUUUUGCUUGGCCGGGAUUGACUGUUUGGCGCCCACACGAGCAGACAAAUGAAAAUGGUACACCCCAGCCACCCACGCAGAUACUAAAUACAAAUGCAAAACCCAAUACACACUCGCAUUUGCAUCUGCAACAGUUUUCAAUGCCAGGUCAUAAAAAUAAAUCAGUUUGCGUUAGCACAAGCAAUGCGCAAAAAUGAUAUGUAACUCGCUGAAAACAAAAGUGAUAUAAUGAUCAGCACAUUGCUAAUAGAUGAUCAUCAACGGAGCGCCUUCGUUAUGGCACAAAAAACGUGUAGAAUUAAACAAUAAAGUAGACAAAACUCGACAGUUUUCUACUAUCUUCAUAAAUGUCUUUAUAUAGUGGAAAUCAUAAUACCUAAGUCAGACUAGAACAAUUGAGAAUGGCCGAGUAUAGGCCAUCAACUUCGUGGCCCCACCGGAUGAUGAGCUUCCAGUGCCGGCAGGCGGAUCUCAACCGCCUGGUGAUGAACUAUCUGGUUACAGAGGGCUAUCAAGAGGCCGCCAAACGUUUCAUGACCGAGGCGGCGGUGAAGCCGGGUCCUCACAUGGACACCAUCGGCGAUCGCAUGAGGAUUCAGGAUGCCGUCCGGGUGGGCCAGGUGAAGUACGCUAUGGAUCUGGCCACACGGAUCUAUCCACGCCUCUUCGAGACCGACAACUAUGUGUUCUUCCACAUGCAACAGUUGCGUCUGAUCGAGAUGAUCAGGGAUCAGAAGAUGGAAAAGGCCUUGAAGUUCGCCCAGAGCAAGGCAGCGGGAUUUUCCAAGGUCGAUCCAAGGCACUACCACGAAGUGGAGCGGACCAUGGGUCUGCUGGCCUUCGAUCGGCCGGAAUACAGUCCCUACGGGGAGCUGAUGUAUUACUCCUAUCGCCAAAAGGUGGCCGGUGAAAUAAAUGCAGCCAUGUUGCGCUGCCACGAGGGUGAGAGUAAGAGCAAAGAGGAGCAGCCAAUGGAGCCAAGAAUGAUGUUCCUCAUCAAGCUGAUCCUUUGGGCCCAGGCCAAGCUGGAUCGCGAGGGAUUCACCGACUUUCACAAACUUGAUCUUGCCCACGCGGACUUCGAGGAGGAGUUCCGCCGCAGUUUCCAGGGUUUCUAAGUCCAUAGGCAUGCAAUAAUUGUCCAACGAUCGGUCGGCGUCUACUGCGAAACUUUUUAAAUGUACGUUGUUUUUUUUUUUUUUUUUUUUAAACAAAUCUACAUAUAUAAAUGUAAUUUUUAUGGUGGUGUACCAGC